This is a messenger RNA of Adineta steineri, 594 nucleotides long. The record is from the annotation of a GenBank genome assembly. NCBI's taxonomy places the organism in Eukaryota, Metazoa, Rotifera, Eurotatoria, Adinetida, Adinetidae.
AUGCAUAAUCAAUCUGAAUCAUCUCGUCUACAUCAAUAUACAACAAAAACACAUAUUCGUGAACGACCAUUACAUUGGUGUAUUAUUUUAGGUUCACUUUUAUUUGUUUUUCAUCUUGUUGUUGAAGCAGUUGCAUUUGUUAUACUUGGUGCAUGGCAUUUGACCAGUCGACGUCUUCAAAAUGUACUUAGCUUUUCUAGUGAAAUUCAUCGUCGGGAAUUAGCUUUUGGUAUUCUUCUUCUUAUUAUUGGAGCAUUGGGUAUAGUAAUGAGUAUUCUUGGUCUUAUUGCAUUUUUUACUUUGCGAUUAGUAUUAUUAAGAAUAUUUGCAGUAUGUCUAUGGUUGGUAAUGAUUAUUGUAAGCGUUGUUGGUAUUCUCGGCAUCAUAUUUGCAUCACAAGUAGAUGGAUUGGUGCGACAGUCAAGUGGUACAAAUGAGAAUACUGGAAGUUAUGCUGAACAAAAAUUUAUGCUGGGAAUGAAUGGUGGACUAGCUUUAUUCAUGAGCUUGACCUUGCUUGUUGGCAUAAUAAUUGUUCGAUGCUUGACUGGUGAUGCGAAUUCAAAUGAUCAUUCGUAUUAUCGAGCACAAUGA